UUAUUGCAGAAUGCAAGGGGUGCUUCCGGUGGCAACGGAAGUGAGGCGCGUAGCAGCAAUGGAGGAGAGGUUUUGUCCAGAUGAAAGUUGCCCAUAGAUGAAUUCAGGAAAAGUUCAGUUCCUGAAGACUCGAGGUAAUCCAGAAAUGCUCAACUAUGCACCCAGGCGAUAUCCCAGGGAAUCUUAUGAAGAAAAUUCACAGUAUGAUGAGCUGGCCUAUGAUGACUAUGAAUCUCCGUCUCACAGGCCGGAGAGAUGGAGAAAUGUGUCCAAUCAGGCCGAAAACAAAAGAAGAUAUUAUGAUGAUGCUGCCUACUCUACUUCAGCCAGAGAUGAUUUCUUGGAUCAUGAUGACAGAGAUGAUUGCCAUUCACAGUACAACGAAUUAAGGAAUCCCACUGAACCUGGUGGGGACCCAGGAUUAUUUGGAAGGCAAGCAAAUACAGGUGACGGCAACGCCAGGAGAGGAUCUGGGAUCUACCGGAGAUCAGUGAGCCCUGGUGAGCCCAGAGAUCGACCAGAAUUAUACAGAAGCCCAAAUAAUUGGCAGUCUCAGAGUUCAGUUGAUGACUCGAGAGAUUACCAAUUCUACAGGAGAUCCCAAAGUCCUGAUGGCAGAGAUGGUCGUGGGUCAUACAAUAGAUCCCAACAUCCCGUUGAUAAGUCGGGGCAUUCAGAAUCACACAUGCGUUCCUGGAGCCCUGGCCAUGAGACUGGGGAUCAGGGAUCAAGCCCUCCACCAAGAAAUCCUGUAAAGGGACCUGAUGCAGAGUUAUACAAGUUAUUGAGUAAUGUUAUUGAUAAUGCUCGACGUAUGGCAGCAAAUAAAAAUGACCCCCCUCACACAUCCUGGAGCAACCCAUCAAGGGACUCCUCUGCGUACCAGACCGAUACACCUACAUCUGGGUUCCAUGAGGAUUAUAAACCUCACUUAAACCUGCAAAGCUAUAGUCACAAAAGCACAGAUGUUUCCAAAAGAGGUCGUUCUUUACAUGGUCCUCCAAAAAGUACAAGAGCGCCUUUGCUUAAGCGUCCAAAACUUCCAGCGCGACGUGGUCUUCUAGGGAGAGCACCUGGCCUUCUUGGCAACGCACCCGGUCUUCUAGGGAUAGCACCUGGCCUUCUAGGGAUAGCUCCCGGGCUCUUGGGAGUGGCCCCUGGCAUUCCGGGAACAGCCCCUACCUUCCUAGGGUCAUCCCCUGGUCUUCUAGGGAGCGCCCCUGCUGGUUUAGCAGGGUCUACUGCGCCCAACAUGCCAAUGGCCAGAAACAGAAACGUGUCCCCAGAUUCUUCUCAUUUGCAGUCACAGGGAAAUAUCUCAUCUGCUGCAAGUAAUCAAAUGGGGACGGGGCAGCAAUUAAUAAAAUGGGCUGGUUUUCUAAAUGUUGCUGCUGACCAUUCCACGAAAAAGUUUGAUUCCAACACAGAUACCUACUCUAAGGUAACCUCAGCUUUCCGCUGCUUGAUGUCAGACCAGCAUCAGGAUAUCUGUCAGUCAACAUCAGUAGCCCAUGAGGGCCUCACAUGCCCUGUGAUAGAUAACUCUUUUGUGUCUCUGCUGAGAAGAAAGGAUAUCAUUACAUGUGGGGAAGAGCUGGAUGAUCUUGUACACCACGAAGAUCCUCUUUUGCAAGAGAUUCAGAACAGACUGCUGGAAUGUGUCGGCCCACUCACUGUAGCAGGCAUUAACCACGAGUUAAGCUCCAAGGUGAAAAGCGCACAGACCCCUAAUGAACUUGUCAGCGUUUUAGAGCAGGUGAUCAUAGCUUGCCGCCAGUCAAUGGUAUUUAUUGGGCAAACCUUUGCGUUUGUCAGCCAAGAAAGAAGGAAGAAUCUCUUGAACAAGACCGGACUAGUAUCAGUAGCUCCAAGGUACAACUAUUUCACGAACCUGCAAAACAAUGAGCUGUUUGGGAACAAAUACAUAAAUGAGCUGAGGAACCGAGUGAAGCAUGUCUGCCUCCCUCCUGUCCAUAGCCAGGUAUCCAGUUCCAAUAAGUUCACGGUCACAGAGGAACAAUCAACAAACGAUGCGGCAAUCAAGCCUUCAAAAAUUUCUCCAUCGGCAGAUGCCAAACCUGCCACUCAGCCAGAUACAGGUUCUUUGGCAUCCGAAGACAGCAGUAAAUGGAAGACGGAUAAAGGUCCAGCAUCUGCUGAAGGCAAUGACAAGAGUGUGGCAGAGGAUGAGACAUCAGCAGAUGGAGAAAGCAUCUGUCCCCCAGAAGACCCACAGGUCAAGAAUGUCAUUGAUAAACUGGCAAUAUUUGUCGCUGAGAAGGGUGAGGCAGCAGAGAGAGCCGUCAUCCAGUAUAAGAAAGAGGACCCCAAUUAUAGGUUUUUGCAAGAUGCAGACAGCAACGAGUUCAAAUAUUACAAGCAGAAAUUGGCACAGCUUUGUCGCGAAAAUAUUUCCGAGUCAAACCAGGCUGAGUCAGAGUGCAAAACCUCAUUGGAGGGAAUGGAUAACAUACCAGAGGAGUUCCUUGUGCAGGUUGAGACUGCAACGUCCUGUCCAAAUGCAGAUAAAGAUGAAUCUCUCAGUGACAUCAAGACAAGAACCAUUGCGGAGAAACUUGCCAAGUUUGUGGCUGAAUGUGGUCCAGAGCUGGAAGAGAUUGCCAUUGAAAAUAACCGGGAUAAUCCCACAUUCUGGUUUCUCUAUGAGGAGAACUGUCCCUAUUUCAAAUAUUAUAAAGAGAAGGUGAAGGAGUACAGCACAGCGGCAGAGAAAUCGGAAUCCUCUGUGGAUCCAGCAUCAGAGGCGGGAUCCUCCGGCCAGUCCGCCCUGCGGGCUAGAAAGAGGAAGGGACUAACGUUGAAAGUGGGCAUGCUGCCACCCAAAAAAGUGCGGCAAACAGCUACCCCAUCACCAGUUCGAGAGCUGAAGCGAAUCGGUUAUGACAAACCAACAUACAAACCGAAGAAAAAGCUGAAAUCUGAGGAUAUAAAUUACACCAGAAACAAACUGGCAACAGACAACCUUGGGUACCAGAUGCUGCAGAAGAUGGGCUGGAAGGAUGGAGAGGGACUGGGCUCAGAUAAACAGGGCAUCAGAAACCCCGUCAACAGGGGUGUGACAUCAACAGACCGGUCUGGGCUGGGAGUUGGUGGACCUGGAGACCCAGAUGAUGGGGAUAACGAAUUUGCGACUUUCCGCAAGCGGAUGAUGAUGGCGUUCAGAAGCAAACUGCUGUCCAAGUCCUAGGUUAAUGUUGGGCUAGUGAUGUUGGAGUUGCUGCAAAGUGGGGGAUGGUCUUCACAGCACAGGUUGAGAAGGCCGGAGGCCACAAGAAGUGAAGAGAUUUGAAAAUUGCAGAAUGUUUCUAAUAAAAACUAUCCAGACAAGGACUGUGCUGGAGCCAUUAUACCUGGUGACUUGCUAUACAUGGUAACCCGGUAAAUCACUAUACCCAGUAACCAGGAGACUCAUUGUGUCUGGUAACUCGCUAUACUUCGUAACCCUGGCGACUUACUGUACAAUGGGUGACCCAGAUAACUUAUGGUAACUGGGAACUCAGUGUACACGGUAACCUGGUAACUCACUGUACCUAGUAAUCUAGUAGCUCAUCAGAUAACUUACCAUGCCAGGUAACGUGGUGUGUGUGGAACUGGCUGUGCCCGGAAACCUGGUAGCAGUGUGUGUGGUACUCUGGUAAUUUAGUAGACCUGCAACCCACCAUGUGACUGCAGCAGAAUACAGUGCUCCAUUUGGAUAAUUUAAGAUAUCCGAUAAUGUGUCUGGAUCCAUAUAUUGUUGGUGUUUCUGGUUGGAUCCAGUUGUAUACAUUUGAUCCCUUUGAUGUCAGAGGAUGGACUAUUAUAGAAGAUCUAUAAUGCACUUGGUUCAUUUUCUAAUUUUUUUUAAAGUGUCUUAAAGAAUUCUCCUAUUUAGAUAUCAAUGUUUCUCAUGGUGGAUUAGGGCAGUCCCUGUUCCUAUCACCCAGUGUUAGCUUUUCUUCCCGGCAACCCACAUUGUGGUAAUAAUCCUGCCGUUCGCUGUUGCACACUUUGGCCUUAGGUAAGUAUCUGACUUGGACACGAGAAACCUUUGAGGUUAGGAGUUUGCGACGUUGCAGAUGCACAGGCUCCCGCAGUGUUAACCCAGCCGUCGCUUCCUUGUGCUCGAGGGAAGAACUUCACACCAUCGCGGGAGAAAACAAAAGGAAGCAGGUGGAAGAGAGAAACCAUCGCCCAGCAGUCGGACCAGGUUGGCCAAGAGCGUCUGCCUGCCCGAGGUUUACGCUGCACGCCCGGGAAGUUUUCACCAAACACGCGCUUGCAGUCUCGACACUAGUGGUAGCUUUCUCUGCCACGAUCUCGAUCAAACUAGGUUGGCUUCCCAGGGAACUCAUUGUCCUUCAAAUCCCACCACUCCGUCUCUAAUACCAAGUUGCCAAGGUAAAGAUUGACAGGUGCAUUAAAGCAUGAGGGAGUAGGUGGCCCUGUGUGGAUGGGGGGGGGGGGGGGGGGUUGCUGAAACCGAGAGUAACUUUGGUUGACGGGUGAGGUAGCAAGAAAUCACCGCACUAACCUGACAGAGGGACACCACCAUAAUAUUAAAUCGCCUAAAGCUUUGAGUUGCAGUAUUGUACAGAAAGUGCUUGUUCAGACUCCUGUUCCGUGCCAUUUCUUUACUUAGCUUCACCAUUGUGUUGUGUUAUUUAUCAGUAGUGCAGUUUUGUGGUGUUGCUUCACUUGACUCGAUGACCGUGCAUGUCGCACACGGAGUGGUGAUGUGACUCGCCCCUGACCUCGCCAUCCCUGCAGGUGCACCCCAGGUGGCACUUGCAAACCACCACCUUUGAUAGUGAACGAGUUGGAAAGAGUGACGGUUUCUAACAUGUGAAAUUUAUAAUCUGGAUAUACUGUACAAAAAAAAUUAAAAAGCAACUGUGCCCAAAA
Amblyraja radiata (thorny skate) is the source of this 4905-nucleotide messenger RNA. Its product is annotated as SURP and G-patch domain-containing protein 2-like. Bases 98 to 3208 code for a protein of 1036 amino acids. The transcript is spliced from 11 exons. Gene Ontology annotation, molecular function: RNA binding. Lineage: Eukaryota; Metazoa; Chordata; Chondrichthyes; Rajiformes; Rajidae. The record is from RefSeq and is a predicted model, not a curated record. Gene Ontology annotation, biological process: RNA processing. Gene Ontology annotation, cellular component: nucleoplasm.